CACUCUCUCUCUCUCUCUCUCUCUCACAUUCCACAAAUUCUGUGAGACCCGUUCGAGUUGCAGUGUUUUUUCUUAUUGAGUCCAAUACCCUCAAUUGAGGCCUUUUAAUUCGGUUUUUCCUAGUUUUAAGGACAGAGUUCUCUGUUUGUUGUUCACCUACAUAAUCUCUUUUGAUUGAAGAAAGAAGAAAAAUGACGAAGCAGAACGCGGUAGUUUCUGAUACGAAAUCGGGUAUCAACUUGGCGAUAACGCUGGCGGUGUCCAACUCGUCGCUGUUUGCGACGGCGGCACAGAAGCCGCCGUUGGUGCCAUUGCCGGGUGGGUACAUGAAUAUCACCAUUUCAAGGAGAAAGCUCCUGCAGCUCCAAGACCUUGAAAUCAAUGGAGCCGCCAGAAUCAACGCUUGGGUUGACUCAAUGAAAGCUUCCUCUCCCACCCAUAUCAAAUCCACACCCUUUCUCUCUGUUUCUGAAGAUCAUAGCUCUUGGAUGGACAACCACCCAUCAGCACUGGACAAGUUUGAGCAAAUAACAAAUGCUUCUAAAGGGAAGCAAAUUGUGAUGUUUCUCGACUACGAUGGCACACUUUCCCCGAUCAUCGAGGACCCUGAUCUUGCUUUCAUGGAUAGAAAGAUGAGAAAAACUGUGAGAAAACUUGCAGGAUAUUUUCCCACUGCUAUAGUGAGUGGAAGGUGCAGAGAUAAGGUAUACAACUUUGUAAGAUUAGCAGAGUUGUACUACGCCGGAAGCCAUGGCAUGGACACAAAAGGACCAUCCAAAGGCUCCAAGUAUGAGAAAGAUAGCCAAGUUGUGCUCUUUCAACCAGCCAGUGAAUUCCUUCCCAUGAUCGAUGAGGUUAUUCUUCACUCUUCAUCUUAUAAAGUGUACCAAGCUUUGUUGGAGACAACCAAAUCUACUCCGGGUGCUAAGGUGGAGAAUAACAAGUUUUGUGUCUCCGUACAUUUCCGCUGUGUCGAUGAGUUGAAAUGGAGUGAACUGGCACAGCAAGUAAGAUCUGUGCUGAAGGAGUACCCAAAGCUUCGGAUGACGCAAGGGAGGAAGGUGUUAGAGAUCCGUCCUACUAUUAAAUGGGACAAAGGGAAGGCUCUUGAAUUCUUGGUAGAAUCACUUGGGUAUUCCAAUAAUACUGAUGUAUUUCCUGUUUAUAUUGGAGAUGAUCGAACAGACGAAGAUGCAUUCAAGGUAAUGUUCAAAUACUUUGGUUUUUCCAGUGGGAAGAAAGGUGCUAAGAGAAAGGGGACAAGGUUUUGGCAUUCUAGUUUCCAAAAUUCCAAAAGAUACCAAUGCCUCAUAUUGUUUAGAGGAACCAUCUCAGGUCAUGGAUUUUUUGCAACGGUUGGUUCAGUGGAAGAGAGAAUCUUUAAAACGGUAACUGAAGAUGCAAAGAAGAAUUGAAGAGAUAAAUGUACCCCUGCCAAACUAACAUAAGUCUAGGGUUGGGAUGCAUAUUUAUAUUUUGUUGUUCAAAUAUACUGAAUGAAAGAACAAGAGAGAAGGGGAGAAAAAAAAGGGCUCUGCUUCUUUUUGGCUUUAAGUCCUUGUAGUUGUACACCUUAUACCUAGAGGUACAGGGAACAUUUUAUAAUUGUCCAAGUUGUAUGAAUUCAUGUAAGUGUUUUUUUUUUUUUUU
Molecule: messenger RNA, 1650 nt
Organism: Ilex paraguariensis (yerba mate)
Lineage: Eukaryota; Viridiplantae; Streptophyta; Magnoliopsida; Aquifoliales; Aquifoliaceae
Source: the annotation of a GenBank genome assembly